Molecule: messenger RNA, 1872 nt
Organism: Lentinula edodes (shiitake mushroom)
Lineage: Eukaryota; Fungi; Basidiomycota; Agaricomycetes; Agaricales; Omphalotaceae
Exons: 3
Coding region: 1-1872 (623 amino acids)
Source: RefSeq, a predicted model, not a curated record
AUGUAUAUAAAAUCCCUAGCACAUGUCAACGUCAACCCGUUUGUUCCCUCCAGAGCUGUACAGCUCGGUACCUGGGAGCUCCCGGGAGCUUUUGCUCCCCACAUUAUAAUGUGGAGAACGCUCUAUCGUGUUCCAAAUCCUUCCAUCAUCGUUCUACUGCUAUUUUCUAGCCUACUUCAUUCCACAUCGGCUUCCACGAAUUUCGCUCAAUGCUUGCAGGAUAUUCAACAAGGAAAGUUUGGGCCUAACGCCGGCGUUGACAAUUAUGGCCGCUCAGUUUCAGAUAUUUCCCUGGCGACUGCUAUUCCCUAUGAGAUGUGUGUAACCGCGUGUGGAGGGGGGUCCGAAGCAUUCACUUGGUCAGAUUUCUCAAAUCAAUUCAGCGCAUGGUUACUUCCCUGGCUUGCUCUACUCUCACAACUUCCUUUUGGGGCGAACGACAAGCUGGAGAACUUCCUUGUCGUCGUCCUUACAAUUGGUUCACCAGUCCUCGCAGCAUACUCUGCGGCGCUGACGGUCCUGAAUGGUCGAUGGAUUGUUCGUCGCUUCUCAGGCUCUACGUAUCCCAACACAUAUCGUGCAAUUCGCACAUUAAGCAGCUUGCAACAAGCACCCAUCCAACUUGACUUUGAUCGGGAGGUGCUUCUACCUUCGUUGAUCGUCCUUCCUGAAAACGAUUAUUGGUGGAAAGACCUACUCGAGCACUUGAAUUAUACCCAUACCUGGUCAAUAUCCGCUGCCACGUCUAUCGCUUGGGUUUUCAUUGCCUAUCUGUUCACAGUGAUCCAAUCACUUUCUGAUGUCCUACAAGGAGUAGAAGUCAAUGGACAGGCAGUGGGCUCGGUUUGGCUUUGGCUCCUCCCUGUCGUUAUCGCAUGGUUGCAAAUAUCGCCAAAGUGCGAUAGUAUUCGGGUAGCAGAUGCUCUUCGACGAGCAAACAAUAUCGCAUACGUUGCAACACAUACUGGAAUCCGAAGGAGGGCUAGUCAACUAGGUAAUCAUCAUGCAAUUUCUCUUCGAGAGGAUUAUGAUCCUUUGUACAAUGACGAACGGUGCACAUCUCCCAUAUACAACUAUGCCCGAAUAUUCUCCUGGACCGCCGUUGUGGAAGAGAUUUCAGGAUACUUUUACGAAGCGACCAGGCGUUCUCACCUCUUACAGCCUGUUGCUUCGGAAAUGGAAUGGUUGCCCAGCGACCGCAAUGGUGUAAUGCGAGACGAAAACCGUAUCGGUAAUGCAACCGAAGUCAUUUCCUACUGCCUACCAUUCUUUCCCCGACGGUAUCAGUGGGGGUCCGGAGUAUGGGGUAGAAUUAUCGUUGCCUCUAUCCUAGCUCUUAUUCUGCAGUGGGGUACUACUGGGGCUGCAAUUUUUGUUGUAUGGGAAACACCCACUCGUGGCCUUGGAUGCCGGUCUGGGAGUUAUCUCAUCUAUGCUUUCCUCUCCACCGUCGUCUGGGCUUUACUUCUUCUUUCAAGUGUCCUCGCGCGUUACUCCACAUUUGACUAUGAAUCCCGCGACCCUCGAGAAAUAGAAAAGCAUCAUGUCCGUGCCAACCUCGCUGGCACGAUGUCCAUAUUCACACGUCGAGUCGGGAAAACUGUUGCAGCAGUGAAUGCUACCUGGAUUCUGGCGACUUGUAUCUUCCAAUUUAGCGCCUUUUUUGACCGAUGCUACUGCGACAGUAGUGCGCUAGGUCUUGGAGCUGCAAAGGCAUUCAACGUCAUACAGUUUACUCCAGAGGACCUCGAAUCAAUGCGGGGAUCAUGGAUCGGAGGAGUGUUCCUUGCGGUCGGUUGUGCAGCUAUCUAUGUUGGUUUUAUAAACAUCUGUAUUAAUCCCCAUAUACCCCCUAGUAUCAAGCGUGAAUAA